GGUAAAAAGAAAGCUAUUUAACUGUAAAGUUGUUGAGAAGACUUGGAAUUAAGUAGACGAAUACCACGGUCUGGUUGAGAAACAGAAGAAGCUUAGAAACCUCUGAAACUAUCACACCUGAAGAGGUUUUUCAGCAUUUCAGGAUCAACUGAGCUUCUCAGGACAAGUAACUAAAAGAACUCAACUCUAGAACGAGCUGGUUGAUCUGAGACCAACAGACCAACUUUAACAUCAUCGCAGCUAAUGUCCACACCUUCCUAACACGUCUCCGAAAUCAACAGGAAGUCGGAAGGGUCAGAAGAAUGAGUUGAGCAUGAGGAGAAGCAAUACCGUUUGAAAACCUGUUCAUCAGCAAGCUUUUUGGAACAAAAUCCUGAACACAGAGUUCAAAUCUUCAGAAGACAGUUGUGAUAAUAGUUGUGCGCGACAUAAAUAACGUGCUGAUCUUUAGGUGCUCAGCAACAGCUGCCAUGCUUAACAGUGCAGUGCUCGUGUCUGUAAUGAAGGUUGUCAUGAUGAUGCUGAUGGUUCUUGGGACGGGAGCGGAGGCAGCACCCACAGAGAGAGGCUUUGUGAAACCUCUUCCCAGUCUCACUCACGCAGAGAAGUCUUCAGCACUAAAUCCAAGCCAGUACCUGAAACACUGGCUCCUGAGUACCAAAGCUGGAGUGGACGGGACAACAAGAAUCACUGACAAAACCACUACAAGGACUAUCAUUGCUGGAAACAGAGCAGGGAGGUUGAGGACCAACCCUGCGACAGCCGGUCCAGAUAAACGAGCCCAGAUGCUGAAGAUGAUCUCAGCCCUGGAGGAGCUGCACAGGACAUUUAACAGCACACUGAGCUCACGGAUCACCAUCAUGCCCCGAGCAAACGGCAGAAAUUCAGGAAGAAGAAAUAAAGUGCCUCCUGCUCCUGAAGGAAGGGUGAAGCCCACCACUGCGGCCCCAGCAGCAGUUGAUAGCACUGCGUCCAGAGCAAGUGUCGUCGUCCCCAGUCUGACUGGUCGAAACUUCAAGAAGUCCCUCCCACCGCAGACCAAGAAGACCAACAAAAGAGUGUGUUUCUGGAAGUACUGCUCCCAGAACUAAUCGUCUCUCAGCCAAUGUUUACCUUCCCACCGCUGGUCUCCCUCCAUACUCGCCCACUUUAUCCCACACCUCACACACCAAUCACCUUCUCCCAUCCAUCCAUCCAUCCAUCCAUCCGUCCGUCCAUCCAUCAUCUAUCCAUUCAUCCACCCAACCAACCAUCCAUCCAUGCAUCCAAAAGAUCUAAUUAAUCCAUCUGGUCACAUUGUGGUCAUUAUCAUGAAAUGAUCCAAGCCCUGUAGUACACAUCUUACAUAAUGUAUACAAUGCAGCUGGGUAACUGUGUGGGGUAAACCACGCCCAGUGUUGCCAACUCUUUUCCAAUGAAAGUAGCUAGCAGCACUAGCUCCAAAGGUCACUCAAUCUAUCGAGUCGGCAACAAGGACAGCUGUCCCUUCAGGCCUCCCUCCAAAGACACUCCCCCAAAAUGAUCCUUUAUGAAUGUAAACAACCAACAUGGCUAUUGUUAGCACACACAGCUGUCAAGAUAGAAACUU
Messenger RNA from Anarrhichthys ocellatus (wolf-eel), 1588 nucleotides. It is a transcript of the gene urp2, whose product is annotated as urotensin II-related peptide. Gene Ontology annotation, biological process: blood vessel diameter maintenance; regulation of blood pressure. The record is from RefSeq and is a predicted model, not a curated record. The coding region runs from base 471 to 1091 and encodes 206 amino acids. Gene Ontology annotation, molecular function: hormone activity. NCBI's taxonomy places the organism in Eukaryota, Metazoa, Chordata, Actinopteri, Perciformes, Anarhichadidae. The transcript has 5 exons. Gene Ontology annotation, cellular component: extracellular region.